This is a messenger RNA of Myiozetetes cayanensis, 3765 nucleotides long. RefSeq names its product gamma-aminobutyric acid type A receptor subunit alpha1 (gene GABRA1). The record is from RefSeq and is a predicted model, not a curated record. Gene Ontology annotation, molecular function: transmitter-gated monoatomic ion channel activity involved in regulation of postsynaptic membrane potential; GABA-A receptor activity; inhibitory extracellular ligand-gated monoatomic ion channel activity. Gene Ontology annotation, biological process: monoatomic ion transmembrane transport; signal transduction; regulation of postsynaptic membrane potential. NCBI's taxonomy places the organism in Eukaryota, Metazoa, Chordata, Aves, Passeriformes, Tyrannidae. The transcript is spliced from 10 exons. Gene Ontology annotation, cellular component: synapse; GABA-A receptor complex; neuron projection. The coding region runs from base 388 to 1755 and encodes 455 amino acids.
UCUGGAUAAAUCUUGUAACAGAUAGCUUAACUGUAACAUAAGAUACCAAUUCAGGUUAUCUUGGAGCAGCAUAAUAGGAAGGAACAGAAACUGAAUCGGUGAUGGUAUUGAGAAGAGAAGAGGGAAAGUAGACAGUAUUUGAAAUCCAGUAGGUGCAUGUGAUAUGGGGACGUUUUUUCAUCCUGAGGAUGCUGGUAGUGCGUUAUGAGGAACAGAUUCUGUUGACGAAGGACUUCAUUUUCUCUUUCCACGAAGCAAAGCUAGGACAGCUGACCGUGCAGUUCGUGCAGUUCGCAGCGUCUGACAUCUCUGCAGAAGGCUCGAAGCUGGUGACGAUGCCUCAGCUGAAGGCACGAUAACCUGUGGUGGGCAGUUUCAGAGUCCACCAUGAAGAGAUUCCUGGUGCUUUGUGACUGUCUCUGGGCCUGGAGCCUCCUUCUGAAUACACUGACUGAAAGAAGUUACGGACAAACCUCAUCACAAGAUGAACUUAAAGACAACACCACAGUGUUCACCAGAAUCCUGGAUCGGCUGCUGGAUGGGUAUGACAACCGCCUGAGACCAGGACUGGGAGAGCGUGUAACCGAAGUGAAGACUGACAUCUUCGUCACCAGUUUUGGGCCUGUUUCAGACCAUGAUAUGGAAUACACUAUAGAUGUAUUUUUCCGCCAAAGUUGGAAAGAUGAGAGGUUAAAAUUCAAAGGACCUAUGACUGUUCUUCGGUUAAAUAAUUUAAUGGCCAGCAAAAUUUGGACACCUGAUACCUUUUUCCACAAUGGAAAGAAGUCAGUGGCUCAUAACAUGACGAUGCCAAAUAAACUAUUACGAAUUACAGAGGAUGGGACAUUGCUAUACACGAUGAGAUUGACUGUGAGAGCAGAAUGUCCAAUGCAUUUAGAAGACUUUCCUAUGGAUGCACAUGCUUGCCCCUUGAAAUUCGGAAGCUAUGCUUAUACCAGAGCAGAGGUUGUAUAUGAAUGGACACGGGAACCAGCAAGGUCAGUGGUGGUGGCUGAAGACGGCUCUCGAUUGAACCAGUAUGAUCUUCUUGGACAAACUGUGGACUCUGGAAUUGUGCAGUCCAGUACAGGAGAAUAUGUUGUUAUGACUACACAUUUUCAUUUGAAGAGGAAGAUUGGCUAUUUUGUCAUCCAGACUUACCUGCCAUGCAUCAUGACAGUGAUUCUGUCACAGGUGUCCUUCUGGCUUAACAGAGAAUCUGUUCCAGCUAGAACAGUAUUUGGAGUGACAACUGUCCUGACAAUGACCACACUGAGCAUCAGUGCCAGGAACUCGCUGCCCAAGGUGGCCUAUGCCACUGCCAUGGACUGGUUCAUCGCCGUGUGCUACGCCUUUGUGUUCUCUGCACUCAUCGAGUUUGCAACCGUGAACUACUUCACAAAGAGGGGCUACGCCUGGGACGGCAAGAGCGUCGUUCCUGAAAAGCCAAAGAAAGUGAAGGAUCCUCUCAUUAAGAAAAACAACACAUACACAGCUGCAGCUACGAGCUACACCCCUAAUAUUGCAAGGGACCCUGGGCUGGCAACCAUUGCUAAAAGUGCAACCAUUGAGCCCAAGGAAGUUAAGCCAGAAACAAAACCUGCAGAACCCAAGAAAACUUUUAACAGCGUCAGUAAAAUUGACCGACUAUCAAGAAUAGCCUUCCCAUUGCUUUUUGGAAUCUUUAACUUAGUCUACUGGGCUACCUAUUUAAACCGGGAGCCCCAACUAAAAGUUCAAACUCCACAUCAAUAACCUCUUUUAUUCCUAUAGUUCUGUUUUGUCUUUUGCUCGGGGAAUUGCUUCCCUUUUCCACAUACAUUAAUUCCCAUUUGCUUCAUUGCCUCUGUCUUAAAGAAAAUAAAGGUUUCUCUAUUUAGCAAAAGGUAAAAUAUAUCUGUAUAUUUAAAAAACCAGUGUGUGAGGGAAAGAUCAAUAUAAGCUAUAUACUUUGGAAAAGUAAUUCUGAAAAUGGAAAAGAGUGGGUUAUAGUGUAAUGAGGGGAGGGAGGAUGGAAAGAAAACAUUUGUAGCCAGCUUAGUACUGAAUGUCCCCAACAGGUAUUGUAUUUGUAUGGGAAAAAGAUAUUUUUAUUCAGAGGACUGUAGGGAGGGGGGAAAUACACUUUAUGACAUUCCUGAUGCACAUACUAGACUGUACCAUUUAUUCAACCACUGUUUAUAAUCUUUUCAAGGUUGUAAAACUUUCCAUUUACUGAAUUCCGUAAGAUAUGUUAUUUUCCUAAUCCCUUUCCUCUUCUAUGUUGCAAACUACCUGACUUAUAAUAUUAAAUGAUCUUUAAUGACAAAGGAAAUCUACUCACUCUACAUACAGUUUGUCCCCUGUAUAGCACAUAAGAUCUAAUGGUAACAAACGCUUUAAUCUGCUCUCGUAGUGCAGUCUUGUUUUAAGCAUUAAGUUGUCACUAGACUAGAUUUAAAACCAGUUGCACAACUGAGUGCAGAUCCAAGUUCUCUCUAUCACCUGUGUAAUCCAAACAAUUCCUGGAUGCUUUAAAGAUAGCUUUUACUCAUCAUGAUAUUUUAGAGAGUUUAAAAAAAACAACCAAACAACCAAACAACAAAACAACAAUUUUUGCAAGCUCUAGAUACGUUGAAUGUAUUCUUUUUUAAAAUGAUACAUUAAAAGAAGCUUUAGACUGAGAUUUAUGAAUAGCAGAAAGAUAAAAUAUAGUAUUUAAAUAAUAUCUGUAAAUAUGCAGCAUGAGAUUGUACAUUUUUUACUUUUUUAAAGUUGUGUUCUUAAAACAUUGUGUAGGAUUUACCUCUUAGCUCUUAAUAUGUUGUUAAAUGCUCAAUAAAACAUAUUUAGAGCCUGAAUUAGAGGAAAAAAAUAAAUCAGUGGUACUGGAAAGCCUCAAAAAAUUAAUAAGCAGAAAGUGCUUGGAAUUUAUUCCAUUUGUAAAGUGGUUAAGUGUACAGUAGCUUGCAAUUUGACAAUGUCAUCCAACGUAUACUAUUAGAUUAAUGACUGGUCUGCUCAGGUCAUGCAUAAACACUCAAGUACGGGAUUAUAUUUGGUAGGUAAAAAUGGUGAAAUAUUUGUGAAGACAGAAGUUCAUCUGUAUAUUACUGCUAUAUUUGCUGAAACAUAACUGUUACAAUAAGCAAUGUAAUAUAUGUAGCAUUAAAUACAAAGAAAUCAUACAUAAAAGAAUGUACAGGAAAAUAGAUUUUAUGGAGUAAACUUACUACAUUUCAUUUUUACUGUAGCAAUAUAUUUGUAGGAACAAUAUGUAAGGGCUUCAAAUACAAGAUGUCCAUUUUGCAGGUAUUGUGCUCCCUUUAAAACAAUUCUAGUCAGAAUCAUUACUGCUGAUUCUUAGAAAUCAAAUUUCAGAUAAAGAUUUUUCAAAAAGAUGGGAAGAAUGAUGGAUAUUUGCAAGCAGCAUCAAUUAAGAAAAUGUAAUACAUGGUAUUAGAUGGAUUUUGAAACAGUGCUACAUGAGCCUCCAGAGAAACAGCUACUGAGAGUCAAGUUUCACAGUUAGUUUUCUAAACUCUUUCUCAAUAAAUCAAAAAGUUGACAUUCUCUAUCUACAAAAGGAAACAGUUAAUGUUUUAUUUAGAGAAGUUUUUUUGUUGUUUUUUUUUUUUUUUUAAAUAAUGCUUCAUUGUCUAACAUUUAGUCCUGUCUGAACUUGAUAAGUUAUAUGAUUGGAGCUUAUUAAAAGGGGAUGUUUCAUCUCUGGUAUCAUGUGUAGAUAAAUGUAUAGAAAAAAAUAAACUAUGGCUCUUUAACUUC